AUAUCAUUGAUGUUCUUUCGAAACCACAAAAUUUCAGAAAUUGUAAAGCAUUGAGAUGACUUUACAUUCGUCUGAAUGGUUCAAGAAUCCAUAUCUAUCCUUUUCAUUUUCUUGAAAAACUUUUAGUUUUUAAGAUAUGUUUACGCAAUGUUAAUAUUUGCAAUAUUUUCCACACUAAUAUUUGCAAUAUUUGAAGAUUGCGUAUUAUUGAGCAUAGUGGCAGUGUUAUGAGCAUAGACGUCUGCUCAAUAAUUUUAUUUUAUUUUGGUUUAACAUACUUUUGAGCAUAGUGAGAGUGUUAUGUGUUUUCAAAGACACUAACCUAUCAAAUUUUAAACAGAAGAAUAUUUGACGAGUCAAUGUUGAGUAAACCGGAAAUUUUUUGCUUUUUUUUUUUGGGGUAAACUAAAACGACGUCGUGACAGUGGACGCUUCCAGCUUCUUAUUUCCAGCUUUAGAGCGUCUGUUUCCUUUUUCGUUUACUUUUCAAUAUUUUCUCCUCAAAUGUCGAUUCUUUCUGUGAUUGCUCUAACGGCUACUUUUUUCGCCAGAGCAUAAGAAACCUCAACGUUAACGAUAACAAUCAACACAAGUCAAUUUCGAUCAUUGCUUGUAAUCUGGUUAGUGAAUUCCGGAGAUGGAUCAGCCAAAAAAAGUUGCCGAUAGGUAUCUGAAGCGUGAGGUUCUUGGUCAAGGUACUUACGGAGUCGUCUUCAAGGCUACUGAUACUAAGAAUGGAGAAACUGUAGCGAUUAAGAAAAUAAGACUUGGUAAAGAAAAAGAAGGUGUGAAUGUAACAGCUCUUAGAGAAAUCAAAUUACUUAAAGAGCUUAAGCAUCCACAUAUAAUUGAGUUGAUUGAUGCAUUCCCUCACAAGGAGAACUUGCACAUUGUGUUUGAGUUCAUGGAGACUGAUCUCGAAGCAGUUAUCCGCGAUCCUAAUCUGUUUCUUUCGCCCGCUGAUGUCAAAUCUUACCUCCAAAUGAUAUUGAAAGGUCUUGAAUAUUGCCAUGACAAAUGGGUUUUGCACAGAGAUAUGAAGCCAAACAAUUUGUUGAUAGGACCCAAUGGACAACUGAAACUUGCCGAUUUUGGGUUAGCUCGUAUAUUUGGUAGCCCUGGUCGUAAGUUUACCCACCAGGUCUUUGCUAGAUGGUAUAGAGCACCUGAACUUUUGUUUGGUGCAAAACAAUAUGGUGGUGCAGUUGAUGUUUGGGCUGCUGGCUGCAUUUUUGCUGAACUUCUAUUACGCAGACCAUUUCUUCAGGGAAACAGUGAUAUUGAUCAAUUAAGCAAAAUCUUUGCUGCCUUUGGGACCCCAAAAGCAGAUCAGUGGCCCGAUAUGAUCUGCCUUCCUGAUUAUGUAGAGUAUCAAUUUGUCCCUGCGCCUGCUUUACGUUCUUUACUCCCAACGGUUAGUGAGGAUGCAUUAGAUUUGUUGUCAAAGAUGUUUACCUAUGAUCCCAAGUCUAGAAUAACGAUUCAGCAGGCUCUACAACACAGGUACUUCACAUCUGCACCUUCGCCUACUGACCCUUUAAAGCUCCCAAGACCAGUUCGCAAGCAGGACGCUAAGUCAUCUGACAGUAAACACGAAGCUAUUAAAGUGUUGUCACCAGCACAUAAGCUUAGAAGAGUGAUGCCUGACCGAGGAAAGUCUGCUAACGGUUUCAAGGAGCAGAGUGUUGAUGUCAUGAGACAAGCUAGCCAUGAUGGACAAGCACCGAUGUCUUUAGAUUUCACCAUCCUAGCCGAGCGGCCUCCUAACCGACCAACCAUCACGAGUGCGGAUAGAUCUCAUUUGAAGAGGAAACUCGAUCUCGAGUUCCUAUAGGAUAUAGCUUAACAGGCUUCUUCUUGACGUCGUUCUUCAGUUCCUAUAGCCUAUAGGAUCUCUAGUUACAGGCUCUUACUGGUUGGUUCCUGAAAUUUGUCAUAUUACAACUAGUGAUGACGAAUAGUGUGAAUCAUUCUUUCUGUUUACAAUAAAAUAUAAAGCACAGAUGAUUAACUAAUCAUCAUGUACACCCAUCAUAGAACAAUCUAUCUGUUUUUGGCCUAUGCUCAAAAGAGAGUUCUGAUCCCAAA
This is a messenger RNA of Arabidopsis lyrata subsp. lyrata, 2088 nucleotides long. RefSeq names its product cyclin-dependent kinase D-1. The record is from RefSeq and is a predicted model, not a curated record. The coding region runs from base 638 to 1834 and encodes 398 amino acids. Gene Ontology annotation, molecular function: ATP binding; cyclin-dependent protein serine/threonine kinase activity; RNA polymerase II CTD heptapeptide repeat kinase activity. Gene Ontology annotation, cellular component: transcription factor TFIIH holo complex; cytoplasm; nucleus. Lineage: Eukaryota; Viridiplantae; Streptophyta; Magnoliopsida; Brassicales; Brassicaceae. Gene Ontology annotation, biological process: protein phosphorylation; positive regulation of transcription by RNA polymerase II. The transcript is spliced from 7 exons.